Paramuricea clavata is the source of this 1749-nucleotide messenger RNA. Lineage: Eukaryota; Metazoa; Cnidaria; Anthozoa; Malacalcyonacea; Plexauridae. The record is from the annotation of a GenBank genome assembly.
AUGUCUGCUGCCUUGGAUCAGUACAUUAGUCGAGUUGAUGGCACUCCAUGCAUGAACACUGUAAUCCAUUUGACAAGAGGUGCCGAAAACCAUGAUUUUGUGUCACAGAGAAGUAAGCUUAUGGUGUUUCUUAAAGGAAAUAAAAUGGAAAAGCAAAAUUUGCAGAAGGAAGACCCUACAUUAUUUAAAUAUUUCUCGGAAAUCUGGAAAGUACGUGAUAACCACAUGGAUAAAAGCUUGCCUGAAAAUAUGUUUUUAUGCUGAGGUGUUGUGGUAAAUCAGGGUUGUUUACCAUUUACAUGGAAAUUCCGGUGAUUCCAUACGGAAAGUAAAUGGAACAAGCAUAUUUCGACGGUCCAACCGGAACUUUUCCGGAAUAAACGGUUUGUUUGAAAAGGUUGUCCUCUCUUCCUGAUUGGAAAGUUUCAACCGGUAAAUGUUGUUCCAUUUACAUUUUUUAAAUUUUUUCACCAGUUCCAGGCUCUUCGCAAUUUAACAAUUGAAAUUAUUAAAUGGAAAGCGAAUAAUCCGAAUGGGAUUUUCUAUCCGAAAUUUUGCUUACCAUUAGCACAAUUUCAAACCGGAUGGGUUUUACAUGUAAAUGGUAAACAACCCAGGAUGCCCACAUCCACGGUGUCAGGAAGGUACAGUGUGAUUGAAAAUUAAUACAGGCAAUUUCAGGAAUUUUACUUGAGUCAUAGCGAAUCUUUAUCUUUCGUUCUCUAUAGAAUCCCGAAGACAAAAUCCUGUACUGGGUACAUCAUUUGGAGGCAGUUUUUGUUUCUGUGGUUUCUCUGAAGGGAAUAAAAGGUAAAUUUUCCUCUGUUUUACCAUGUUAGAAUCACAGGAUUGCCAUCCCCUUAACUAUUUAUUCAGCUGAUCAGACUUGGGGUCCACCAGCUUUUUUCCUAGUCGUCCCAAGAACACUGCUAUCACGUUUCCUAGUCCAUUCAUUUUUAACAUUUAUUUUAUUAUUUUUUAUUAUUAAUGUUUAAUAAAACAUCAUGCAUUGCAUAAAAUGCACUACAAUGUAUUUACAAUUACAGUAAAUAUUGAAAAAAAUGUAAUUUUUCAACUUGAUUUUUAGCUUUAUGAUUUGCUGUGAUCAGUGUGAUCAGUGGUAUCAUGGAAAAUGCAUAAAUGUCACAAAAGUGGAAGCAGAAACCAUUGAAACUUACGUCUGCAAUUCCUGCAAAGAAUAUGGUACAAGUAUGCAAUAUUUGCACAAUUUAUAUUUAACCAAAUGUUAAACUAAAAAUUUCUAUGAAAAAAUCUGGGGAUGGCAGGCCAACAGAAAUGUUUUUAAAUUUUGAGCUGAGCUUUGUUUUUAAAGGUAUAAGAAAUCUUCCAAUUCCUACAAGCUGGUAUCCAGAAGGGCCAUCAUUCAGUUUUUUCCCAUACCCGGUAGUCGAUGUUACAUGAUCAUGGGGAAGGAUGGACUGCACAAGUUGCGUUGGUGUUUGCUGUGGUCAUUAUGUUACAGAUGUGUCACAGUUACUAAAUUUGUAUGCAGUUGGUAAAGCCAUAAGGUGUCCGCCACAGAGUGAUAUUUUAGCAGAAUAUCAUAGAAAAUUAAAUGAUAGAUGCGUGGAGGAAGCAGAUGUUGACAUGCUUGCCAAAAAAUGUUUGCUGUCAUCAGAUGAUGUAAAGCUAUGGCUUGAAUAUUUAACACAGGUGUCAAUAAACAGGAAGAGAGGAGCGGAAAAAGCGAAAGCAACAAGAAAAAAGAACAAGGAAAAAACUGUCUAA